This is a messenger RNA of Diceros bicornis minor, 1191 nucleotides long. RefSeq names its product high mobility group nucleosomal binding domain 2 (gene HMGN2). Gene Ontology annotation, cellular component: chromatin; nucleus. Lineage: Eukaryota; Metazoa; Chordata; Mammalia; Perissodactyla; Rhinocerotidae. Gene Ontology annotation, biological process: chromatin organization. Bases 105 to 377 code for a protein of 90 amino acids. Gene Ontology annotation, molecular function: nucleosomal DNA binding. The transcript is spliced from 6 exons. The record is from RefSeq and is a predicted model, not a curated record.
AGCAGUGUGAAGAAGAAGAGGCGAGAGCGACCCCCGGGCCGACCAAAGCCCGCGCGCCGCUGCAUCCCCGCGUCCAGCGCCAACGUCCCGCCGCCGUCGCCACCAUGCCCAAGAGAAAGGCUGAAGGGGAUGCUAAAGGAGAUAAAGCCAAGGUGAAGGACGAACCACAGAGAAGAUCUGCAAGGUUAUCUGCUAAACCUGCUCCUCCAAAGCCAGAGCCCAAGCCUAAAAAGGCCCCUGCAAAGAAGGGAGAGAAGGUACCCAAAGGGAAAAAGGGGAAAGCUGAUGCUGGCAAGGAUGGGAAUAACCCUGCAGAAAAUGGAGAUGCCAAAACAGACCAGGCACAGAAAGCUGAAGGUGCUGGAGAUGCCAAGUGAAGUGUGUGCAUUUUUGAUAACUGUGUACUUCUGGUGACUGUACAGUUUGAAAUACUAUUUUUUAUCAAGUUUUAUAAAAAUGCAGAAUUUUGUUUUACUUUUUUUUUAAGCUAUGUUGUUAGCACACAGAACACUUCAUUGUUGUUUUUGGGGGAAGGGCAUAUGUCACUAAUAGAAUGUCUCCAAAGGUGGAUUGACAUGGGGGAGAAAAGAUCUUUCCCUUCUAGUUUUGAGAGACCUUCCUCUUGGUUCCCAGGAGGAGAGUUCUCUUGAUGUUGACACACAUGAGCCACCUUGGUACAAACGCCUGGUGGUGUGGAAAAACUAAAAUUCGUUUUUAUGUCCUCUUGACCCUCUCCGCCUUCAGCAUAGACCUGACUCCCUUAAACCCAGAGACCUCUUGAGACUUGAUCCAAAAAAAUUGGUUACCAGUAUGUCAGGCAAUCUGGACUUCCAGUGUCACCAUUGAGAUGGUAUCCCUCAAAAGAGCAGUGGUUCCGUUUUUAGAUUGUGGAUCUUCAGAUUGAUAAUUCUGCCAUUUUCAUUUUAUUUCCUGAAAGUCAGGGUCGGCUUGUGAAAAGUUGUUAAACAACAUACUAAAUGUGAAAUGUCAACCCUCACUCUAAACUUUCCCUGUUCAGAGCAUCAGAUGAAGACUUCGUUGGGUUUUAUAGUGGCUUUCUGAUUUUGGUAGUCCAUUGAAGAAGGGAGUUUGAAAGUUGUUGUAUACUGUUAACGAUUGUCUGCCCAUGUCCUGCCUGAAAUACCAUGAUUGUUUAUGAAAAGUAUCUUUAAUAAAGCUGGAUACAGUUUG